ACUGUCAAUGCAGUAAGAAAAAGAAGAAUAUUUCUUUGCACACUCUUGCAACAAGCUAUCUGCGAUACUGUUGAGGUAUAAAAAGCACAGUUCUAGAUAUAUAAACAUGGAUCUGUUGGGAUCUAUAUUAGGUUCCAUGGAUAAACCACCGCCAAAAGAUAAAAAUAAAACACAGAUGUACGAAAAUCAACGAAGGCAGUACGAAACUGAAAAAAACAAGCAACGGGAAGAACUGAACCGCUUCCGAUCAUAUGUGGAAGAGCGCCUAGGACGUUUCAUGAAAGAUGAUAAUCGACAUUACAUGGAAUUUCAGCCGCUGGACCAAGUGCACCGUUCUAUCGUGCACGACAUUUCCGAAACAGCUGGAUUGUUUGGAAUGAGCUUUGGAACGGAAGAAGACCGGUACAUAGUGGUUUACAAAAAAGAGCACCUUCCGAACGAGGAUGAGGUGCAUGCGCGGAAGAAUGGGGAAGUGUGGAAUACAGAAACAGCUAAACAGUAUGCAGAAAGUAGUAAACUAUUGCGUUUAAAAACGUUGGAUUGUAAGAAUGAUACCGAUACCAAAAUGGCUGACAUAAAACCAACUACAAAUUAUAACCAGAAGUACAUACACAUUUUCGGGAAUGAUGCAACACCGGAAGCAGCCAGGAAAACGAAAGUCAACAGAUCGUAUGGAUAUGUACCGAGCGAGAAUAAGAAAGAUGUGCGCUCCAUUGAACAAACGAUGGCAGACAUUUCAGCAAAGAAACGACUCAAAACUCAACAUCUGGAACCGCCAGUCCACUAAAGGAAAGCAUUGAGAAGCUUCAACUACGAAUGUGAAUUGAUAAGAAUAGUUUAUAAUAGUACUGCGUAUAGAAUGACACUUUACGCAGUUUAGCUCACUUACUUUUACAAUAAUUACAAUGUAUUAUUUUAGUUAUUGUACGUUUGUUCUCCGAUAAAGGUUAGUCAUACUGGUAAAUCCAAAAUACUUUAUUCUAGAAACAUUUUUAAGAACUAAACUUUGAAUCGACGCUGCGAUUUAAAUUGUAUAAUGAACUUGAAACAAUACAGCUUUGUACAUUGGAAAGUGUUGUUUUUCGUGUAGUCUCGGAUAUGCAAGUCAAUUACAUUUUACACCGGACUAUUCUGUAUUAUGUAUGUUCAUUCAGCGAAUAAAAUCGAUACUUAGACAUAUCUUUCCUCGCCGAAA
Molecule: messenger RNA, 1195 nt
Organism: Anopheles funestus (African malaria mosquito)
Lineage: Eukaryota; Metazoa; Arthropoda; Insecta; Diptera; Culicidae
Product: sperm-associated antigen 7 homolog
Exons: 4
Coding region: 107-787 (226 amino acids)
Molecular function (GO): nucleic acid binding
Source: RefSeq, a predicted model, not a curated record